UGAGCGCAAAGUGGCAGCAUUAAUAAAUAUUCUGCCGAAUUGUCCGUCGCAAAAUAGAUAAUAUAUUGCAAACAUGGAUGAAGAGGAGCAUCUGCAUCGCUUUGGCACACCUUUGGAUCCGAUAGAGAAGGAUGAAGUACCCGCCAAGAAACCGCUGGCCAUUGAGGAUCAAAUUGUUAAGGAUGAAAAUGGUAAACGUCGGUUUCAUGGUGCCUUCACCGGCGGCUUUAGCGCUGGAUUUUGGAAUACCGUUGGUUCACUGGAGGGCUGGACGCCGCAGAAUUUCAAGAGCUCACGUGGCGAGAAGGCCGGCAAAGUGCAACAACGACCGGAGGAUUUUAUGGACAAAGAGGAUUUGGGUGAAUUUGGCAUUGCGCCACAAGGAAUACGCACACGCGAUGAGUUCGCCAAAGAGAGCGAGAAGGAGCAGCGAACGGGUCAACGCAAGCGAAAGUUGAUGCAGCCACAGACCGAUGGACCUAUACCCGGUGUUCCCGUGCUGGAGCAACUGCUGCGUCCUGUGCGGGACAAGGUCGCAGUACGCAUACUAAAAAGCAUGGGCUGGAAGCCUGGCCAGGGGGUCGGUCCUCGACAGACCCGCAAGGAGAAGCGACAGACAACUGCACGCAACAAAAGAGAACAAUAUCUAUUGGAGCACUAUGGCACUGAGGGAUUGCCUAGCAACAGCAAGGCAAGUGACGAUGACGAGGAUGAGGAGCAGGACGAGGACGACGAUGAGGAUAUUACAUUUGCACCCGAUGACUAUGAGCCCAUUUUUUAUACGCCCAAGGACAAUCGUUUUGGCAUGAGCUACUCGGGAUUGAGUCGGGAUCCCGUACUGUCCAAGGGAAGUACACCUGCGGCGCCCAUGCAGCACAUAAACCUAUUUGGCCAAAUGGAAACGGCGGCCAAGAAUAAACAGUUGUCCAUACGUGGCCAGGCCUUUGGUGUUGGCGCUUUUGAGGAGGAGGACGACGACAUCUAUGCCAGGGAUGACAUGACACGCUACGAUUUCUCAUUGGCCGACAAGCAGCCGAAGCAGAAGAAGAUACAGCAUGUCCAGCAGCGAAAUGUCAUUGAUGGCUUUAGCGAGGAUAAGAGCGGAUCAACGCACACUCAACCCUAUUCCAUCGAUUUACCACGCGACUUUCAGCCACGUAACUGGCUUCAGCGUAGGAGUCGAUUUGCUCCAAUGGAUGAGCAACGGGCACGCAAACUGGCCGAGGAGGGGGAGCAUAGAAAGGCGGGUCUCGGCAGGCACGAUCUUAACCCAGAUCAGCGAGCUCAGCUGCUGGGCGAAACACAGACCAAAAAGAAUCCUUUCAAGACGGCCACCAGCGUCAGCAAUCCGCAGGAACGGGGCAAGUCUUUGCUAGAACUAAUCAGCGCCAAAAGUGACAACUUUACCAAGGGUGGACUUAUUACCCCAACUGGCGAGGAGCAGCCGGCGGAGAGAGUGGAGAUCAGCAAGGAACUGCAGAAAUCUAAUGCAGCAAUUCUGGAACAGGCCGCAGCCAAGACCAAAAACCUCGCUUCCAGUACACCUGCCAGCGGUUUCAAGCCAUUCCUUGCGGAUGAUGCCAAGCAAAAGCGAUAUGAGCAGUUUCUGGCCGCCAAUUUAAAAGAUGAUACGGAGAUUACGCAAUUUCUGGCGGAUUUGCAACCGGUUACGCUUUCGUUAUGGGAUCGUGAAAUGGAAAAGAAGGAAUUUAUACAAGCAGCGAAAAUCUAUCGACCUUUAGCUGGUCUCAUGCUCGAUAGAUUCGUCUCGGAAGCCACGGUGCAGGCGCAAGAAGUGCAGGAGCAAAUUAAGCCAGCGGAGCACAAGAAAAUUGUAAUGGAGCGGACAAAGAGUAUGUGGAAACCCAAUGCCUUGCUGUGCAAGCGCUACAAUAUAGCCGAACCCUUUUGUGGUGCUCUGCCUGAUCUCGAGAAGGAGCUAAAAGCCAAACCUAAAAUGUCCAUCUUCGAUUACCUGGAAACUUCAAUCAAUACCAAGGCAAAUUUCCAAACUCCCAGCAUUAUACCCAAGCACAGCGAGGUAUCCAAGCAGCAGCAGAAGGAAUUGGUGACAUUGCCGCCUGCUGAGCUUGUUGUGACACAGGAGGAAGCGAAACCAACGCCUUCUGACCAGCCAGCAACAUCGGCAUCCACAUCCAAACCUAGCUUUGUUCCAAGAACGCCACUGGAACAAGCUGUGGAUGCGGCACGGGAUAAGCCCAUUUCGGAAAAGACUGAUCUCUUCAAGAGUAUAUUCGAAGAUAGCGACGAGGAGACGAAUACAGCAGCUGCCUUAGAUGAGGAGCAGGAGCAGCAGACGGCAGCUGACAAACUGGCUGCCAUGCAGGCUGCUCUGGGCCUGCCGAGCAGCUCCACAUCCGCUGCAGCAGCCAAUGUCCUGCGCAAUAAUUCCCCGCCGCGUGGUAUUUUUGCAGCGCUCUUUAAACCAGCCGAGGAGCAAGUGCCUCAGCCAGCAUCCGCUUCAGCUCCUGCUAAAUUUACACCCAUUGAAGGCAACAAAUUGAAGAUUGCGUACAAAUCACGCGAGGAGCGGCUGAAGAACGACAAGGAAUUGGCAAUGUCCCAGGUUCCCGCCGAAGAGCUCUAUGGACCCAAGUUGCCAGCCAGCCAGGUAAAACAGACGCCUCCAGAUGACACCAAGCAGGCCGAGUCCAGCAUCGAUGCCAAGUUGCAACAGUUGUGGCAGCAACAUGCGACAACCAAACGCAAACCGGAAAAAUGGGUGGAACGUAAGCUAAGCAGCAGCGAUAGCGACGAUAGCAUCGAUAGCGACGAGGACAGCUCCGAUAGCUCCGACUGCAGCAGCUCAAGGGCGAAGCGUGCCAAAUCCAAGAAGUCACACAAGAAAAGCAGCGCCAAAAAGUCCAAGAAAUCAAAACUGAAGUCUAAGAAAAAGGCCAAGAAAAGCGAGAAAUCCAAGCAAAAAGCAAAGAAAAAGAAGAGCAAACAUUAA
Molecule: messenger RNA, 2974 nt
Organism: Drosophila innubila
Lineage: Eukaryota; Metazoa; Arthropoda; Insecta; Diptera; Drosophilidae
Product: G patch domain-containing protein 1 homolog
Exons: 3
Coding region: 74-2974 (966 amino acids)
Biological process (GO): mRNA processing
Cellular component (GO): nucleus
Molecular function (GO): RNA binding
Source: RefSeq, a predicted model, not a curated record